Epinephelus lanceolatus (giant grouper) is the source of this 3804-nucleotide messenger RNA. RefSeq lists its product as uncharacterized. NCBI's taxonomy places the organism in Eukaryota, Metazoa, Chordata, Actinopteri, Perciformes, Serranidae. The record is from RefSeq and is a predicted model, not a curated record.
GCAAGCUAACGCUAUGUUUUUAGCAUUAUGACCAUAUCAAUGUAGGGCUGGCUCGGCAACUGUGGAGCUAAUACCAAAUAAACCGGCUGCACCUUAAUAAAUGAAAGAUAGCCGUCCACAGCCCGUGUUCUCCAGUUAGCAAUUUGUUUUGUCUUUUUCUCUUUUUGAACUGGGAGCUGAGCGAACUAACGUUAGCCUUCUUCAGCUAAGGCUCACUCUGCUAAUUCAACAGUGGCCGGAAACAAAAAGAGUGACACUGUCAGCAGGACAUGGCCAGAACCACAGGAGGGAUCUGGGAUCUGAGGACACAGACAGUUCAGGUAGAGCUGAGGAGUGUUAAGGAGUGACAGGGGGCUCCAGGGCUCAUGUCUACUCCACAAACACUCACACCCCUUGACUCUGGCUGUGGAGAACACCUCAGCAUGGUGAAGACAGUAAAGAUGGAGCUCCUCAGAGCGCUUGUCAGCGAGUGUUUGUCUGCAGCUGCCGAGGAGAUCUUCAAGAUUGUAGAAAGAACCAUUGUGGAAUAUGAAAAGGAAAUGUCCUGUUCAAAGUGGGUGGUGGACAGCCACCGCAGACUGCUGGAUGCUGCCAAGUCCCAUAGUGAAGACUCUCUCCAAGUGUCUGCCACAGAUGUGAAGUUGCAGCCUGGUCAGCAUCAGCCUGCUGCCAGUGUGAACGUCAGCGUGUGCUGGGAGGAACCAGAAAACACCUUGUCAGAGCCAAUAGAACCCUGUCCCAGCACGAAUAACACUCAUCACCCUGCCAGUGAAACUGAUCAAAGUGAUCAGGAGAUACUGGUUGAUAUUGAAGAUGAUGAUGAUGUGAAGCAAGAGUGUGACCUGAACAUGCCUUUGAAAAUCCUCAAAGUGAAGAAACCAUUCAAAUGUCCUGUUUGCUUCAGUGGUUUUUCUUCCAAAAAGACGAUGGUACGACACAUCAAAAAGCAUCCAGAGGACAAUUCGUCACGUUACCAGUGCCAGUUCUGUGAGCUCUACUUCUGCCACAAGUCUGAAUUCAUCAUUCACACCAGAACACACAAAGGCACCAAACCAUACAAGUGUCAGGACUGUGAGAAAAGCUUCGACCAGAGGGGUAGUCUACUCAUUCACAGACAAAAACACUCUGAGCAGAAAUCAUAUCAGUGUUUUAGUGAAAAGGUGGAUGCAGAAACCUGCCUCAGAUCAGUGACACUUGGCAGUAAAAUUGAAAAAGAGCUGGACUGCAGACAGGAUAAUUCAGGCAUUAAGACAUUUCCACUGACUAUCACUCCCUUUGAUAAAAGUGAGUUUGAUCAGGAGUCUCUUCAGCCCCUGUGUCUUUACCAAAUCCAGACUGUUGCUGAUAUAGAUAAAGACUCUUCAGCAGUUACAGUUGAUCACAUUAAAACCGAGCUGGCUGAAGCUGAUGGUGGAAUAUCAGACAGUACCACAGAGGAUCAGUUGACCCUUUCAGUGAAUUCAGGUGAACAGGCUGAAGGUGAGACAGAGCCAAAACAUAUCAACAUAAAAAACAUCCUGCCAAGACGACCUUCAGGAAAAUCCACAGAGCUCAUCAUUCAGUUUGAAGCAGGGACAGCGCAGAAACCUUACAAGUGUCCUUGUUGCACCAAAUGUUUCUCCUUGACUAAGACUUUAAUCAGACACGUAAGGAUCCACACAGAGGACAAAUCAUACCAGUGCCAGUUUUGUGGGAGGAACUUCUGUCAGAAGUCAGACCUGGUAAAUCAUACGAGGAUACACACAGGAGAGAGACCAUAUCAGUGCAAAGUAUGUCACAAAUCAUUCGCACAGAAAGGCAACCUGGUGGUUCACAUGAGGAAACAUACAGGAAGUAAACUGUUAACAGUGCCACAAGUGCAGCUGUAGCUUUUGUCAGAGGUCAUCUUUUGACUGUCACAUGUCAAGCCACAGAUAGAGGAGUUUACGGCCUUGUCAUAAGGCUGGGAUUUACACCUCAAUAAUUUUUUUUGGUACUGAGUAAAAUGUGUCUGUAGCAAGUGAAGCACUGAAAGCUGGAAUUGAAUGUCUGUUCAGAAUCAUAAUCUUGUUUACUUGUUCUUUGUUCAUAUAGUUCUGAUUUAAACAAAAAGCUUGCCACUUGAAACAAACUCACCAUGAGUUCCAUUAGUACAGUCCCAGCCAUAUAAAAUGGCUGUUCCUAGCCAGAGGCUAUCUGGCUGCCACCCGGCUGGGAUCCAACUUCCAGCCACUGGUAGCCCUCCCCUCUUCCUCUUUCCUGACAAGGUGUGUCUAGAUUCCACAGUAAACACGCCCAUUCAAGCAACAUUCCUUUAACUAGUUUAGGCUAUUAUUUGUAUAGUAUGUUUCUUUCUUCUUUCUUCUUGUUGACUUAAGCAAGGUUUAUAUAUGCAGCAGUGUCCCUGGAGUGAGGUUGGCGUGUCAAAAAAUUCUGUCUGUUCUCGCACAAACCCAUUACUUUCAAUGUAGACAGGCAUCAUACGCGCUCACAACCCAAAGCGACGCGCUUGUUUUUUCAUCCAGCGCACAGCUCCACGGACCUGCUUCUCCCUCCGAUGUUGUGUCAGAUCCCAGUUCCCCCUCGGGCUGUGUCUCUACGGCUGUUUCCCAUGGAGCUCUGACCCGUUUGAAAGGCGAAGGAAGCCCAUACUGUAUGUGGAAAGACUUCGCUUCCAAGAUGUAGAAUGUGUAUUAUAGAAGAGAAACACGCAUUUCAGGACCGCUGACUUGUAUCACCAGAACAGACAUGUCCUGUGAUUUUCAGCCACCUUGGUCUCGAAAAACCCCAGGGAAAACCCUGUUACUGCGUGUGCUGCACUUGCAGUUCCACAUGGUCAAGGGAAUACUGGCCAAGCAGUUCAGCCUGUACAGACAUCUGUACAACUGUUUAUUAAGAGACCACAGGGACUAGGCUUAGGCGGUAUCUAAUUUUUCAUAUCUUCCUGAAAUUUCACCACAGUGUUCACUUUAUGACUGUAUGGGUGUGCGGUGCUAACCCCCUUGACCAGUGAGUUCACUACUUCCCACAAGCUCUCUUAGCCUUUUCAGACUAAUAAAUACAUAUAGAAACUCACAAAAUGAAAAGUAAUAUUCUCACACUUAUUUUGUUUUUUAACCAGAAAUACAACUGUAUACUUUUUGAAAUCAGGUUUCUCUCGGUCACGGAACUUACGGAACAAGACUGGCUUAAUUGCCUCAUUUACUCAUUGUAAAACACACCACAUUCAAACUCAACAGAAACAAAAAAAAAAACUCACCCAAACCGUCUUUGUUAGUUAUCUAGUAAGUCCAAUGUUGCAGCAAUCACCAACUCCAAUUUGAUAAACCCUCAAUUUACCGAGUUACAUGUAAAAAACAUGCUGUUUUCCACCCUGGCCUUUGCAAUUCUAGGUUCUAUGUUCCCCGAUCAGGGAAUAUAGGGAUGACCCCCUUAAAUCAACUUAAUACAUGUUUUUUCUACAUUUCCGGCAUCCUCUUCCCACUUCAUUCGAUCAGGAGAGAGAAUUCCACAAAUUUAUCUUAUGUUUGAGUGGUGAGACUGAGACCCAUGUUACUGACCAAACACAAAGCUAUCAGUGAUGACUGUUAGAAUGUACAGCGAUUUAACAUUCAAUAUAACAUGUACAUCACCGUAAAUACCUGAGUUUGCUGUUGACUGCUCUAGUGGAGGCAUGUGUAAGGAACACCGGACGGCACUUGUUCAGAAGACUCCAUUCACAAAUAUCCGAAUGGGACUGAGCUCGAAAUGCGACGAUGCUGGUGUGUAUUUCAAAAGCGCUGUCAAUCACAAAGGGGUUCAGCCUUUUAGACAGUUCCUCCAAUC